AUGGUUUAUCUGUGUUCACCACGAAUUAAACAAAAUUACACUUCAAUGUCACAGUCACAAGUCCACACGCUUCUGAGAAAUUAUCAUAAGCCUCUACUUGAUCUGUCCACCAAAAUAAAUUUUUACUUGAGAACAUUCCAUGUUUUUGGCGGGCACUAAGACGAUUGGCUAAAAUCGUUGAGGGGGCGGGCGGAUGAAAUGGGAGACCAAUCACUCUUGAGAGAACUUUUUGGAAUUUGUGUGUGGCGCAGUUCACUUGGUGCAAAAUGAUUUCCCGGCGUCAUGGAAAUGUCUGGGAAGUGGAGGAGGUAUCUCUUCUUCUGAGGGUUGUUCGGAGGAGUGGGCAUGCAUCUCGGUUAAUGGCCAGCACGCAAUCAAGCAACCGCGGCAUCUAUCGAUUUCUUUCAAGAGUGCUACGCAGUCGCGGAUUUCAUCGAACGGCCAACCAGUGUCGAAGCAAAUUCCAAAAACUGAAGUCCGAUUUCAUUUCAUCAAUGGAGGCACUGCAAUGCAUUCCUAGAAGCAGUCGUAGAAUUAGGGUGCACAACGCGAUGAUGCUAAUCUGGAAGGCGGCAGGGAGGCCUCGAUGUCAAGAAAGACCUCAUGAUGAGAUUAUCUGUGAAAGAGCAGUCAAGAUUGAAGAAACUUCAUCUGAGGAUGAUGAGAAUUCAGAAACUGUUGCAGUGGAAUCAUCAAGUGCAGCAGAAUCUGAUGCGCAAGCCUAUGCACCUCUUGGAGUGACAACUGAAGACCCAGCAAAGAUCAAUACAGCAGCAUUUCCUCAAGCUUCAGAGAGAGAAAGAACAGAUGACAGUGGAUCUCAUCGCCUAGAAACUGAAGAAACCGUAAUCGUUAUAUCUUCCGGCAAUAGUCACGAAGAAGCAACUGAUGACAUGACUGCUCCUGAAACCAUAAUGCCCGGAGAUGUAUCUCCACAACUGAGUACCUCAGGUAAUUUUUUGUGUGGUUCACACGUGCCAUCAAGAGCUGCUCUGAAAAUUGUGGGAUUGCAUGAGAUUCUGCAGGAAUGAAUGGCCAUUAUUUUGCC
Messenger RNA from Eublepharis macularius, 1048 nucleotides. RefSeq lists its product as uncharacterized. The transcript has 3 exons. NCBI's taxonomy places the organism in Eukaryota, Metazoa, Chordata, Lepidosauria, Squamata, Eublepharidae. Bases 267 to 1031 code for a protein of 254 amino acids. The record is from RefSeq and is a predicted model, not a curated record.